Aureococcus anophagefferens is the source of this 2246-nucleotide messenger RNA. RefSeq lists its product as hypothetical. Lineage: Eukaryota; Pelagophyceae; Pelagomonadales; Pelagomonadaceae. Gene Ontology annotation, molecular function: enzyme regulator activity. Bases 6 to 2246 code for a protein of 746 amino acids. The record is from RefSeq and is a predicted model, not a curated record. Gene Ontology annotation, cellular component: proteasome regulatory particle, base subcomplex; proteasome storage granule; nucleus. Gene Ontology annotation, biological process: proteasome-mediated ubiquitin-dependent protein catabolic process; regulation of protein catabolic process. The transcript has 2 exons.
UGUGCAUGUCGUCUCCUUUCGCGCUUGCGGGCAUCAUAUCAGCGUUGGAUGAGGAAUGCUCUUCGCUCCGUCAGGGGGCCCUGCUACGCCUGCAUGGUCUUGUCGAUCAGUAUUGGGCUGAAAUGGCGAAUGUUGUGUCGCUGAUCGAGGAAUUGAGCGAGGAUGUUAAAUUUCCAGGACACAAACUCGCUGCCGCGUUAGCAAGCAAAAUUUUUUUUCACCUCGAAGAGUAUGAUGAAGCUCUACGACUAGCACUCGGUGCCGGCUCAUACUUUGAUGUCACUAUCCGUUCAGAAUAUGUUGAGACGCUAGUCUCAAGGUGCAUAGACAAGUACGUCGCCGCACCCGAAACUUGUGACGCAGCUGGAUCCCCGGAAGCAUCUCUUGAUCCUAGACUUGAAGCUAUAGUAGAACGCAUGUUCCUCCGAUGUUUUAAUGAUGGCGAAUUUGAGCACGCAAUUGGGAUUGCCCUUGAAGCCCAGCAGUUGACUAAAAUAAAAGAAGUAAUAACCAACUGUCCAAGCUCGAAGCGCCCGCAGCUUUUAAGCUACGUAGCUGAAGCAAAUCAGAUUUUAGUAAAAAACACUAGUUAUCGAAACAGCGUCGUGCGUUUGCUCAUCGUACUACAUGAAUCUUUUGACGAACCAGACUACUUGUUCCUGUGUCAUGCAUGGCAAAUGAUCGGGGAGGUGGAAGGGAUUUGUCAGUUACUGAUUCGCCUCGUUUGUGGCGAUGAGAACCAGAUGCUCCUUGGCUUUCAGCUUGCGUUUAAUUUAGUCGAAUCUGGAAGCCAAAAGUUCAUACAUGAUAUCAUACAGUCCCUCAACAAGAGAGAGGAAUCAAAUUGUUCUGUAAAAGCAGAUAUUGACGGUGAUGUAGAACACCAUGUGAGUCGUGUGAGAAAACUUGCCUCCAUCUUGUCAAUCGACGGUUUAUGGAGUGAUUUGCAACGAAGUUUCCUUGUGUCGAAGUGCGAGACUGACAUUCUUAUAUUGAAAAAUAUCAAGGAAUCUAUUGACGGCAAUCGUAGCUCGAUGUUGCAUAAUGCCAUAGUCAUUACUCACAGCCUCAUGAAUGCUGGCACGACAGACACCACAUUUCUAAGAGAGAACCUUGAUUGGAUGGGAAAGGCUUCUAAUUGGGCUAAAUUCACUGCGACUGCAUCUAUUGGUGUUGUACAUUCUGGCCAUACAAAAAAUUCGAUUGAAUUGCUACAGCCGUAUCUACCCUCAAAUCAAGGGGUAUCGUCAUCACCAUACUCGGAAGGCGGGGCGCUGUAUGCUCUCGGGCUCAUCCAUGCCAACAGGGGUAAAUCUCAAUUACAACCAGCGGUGAUUGAGUUACUGAGAGAUGCAAUCCGACAUGCUGGCAAUUCAGAGCCCCUCCAACACGGUGCAUGCCUAGGAAUUGGUCUUGCUGCGAUGGAAAGCGGUGAUCCACAACUGUAUAACGAAUUGAAAACCAUUCUAUUUUUCGACUCCGCAGUGGCGGGAGAGGCCGCCGCUUAUGGUAUUGGAUUAAUUCUAGCAGGGCAUGGUGCUAGCACACAGCUAGCCCGCACUGCUACAACCGAACUUAUGGCUUAUGCUCAUGAAACAGCACAUGAAAAAAUAAUUCGCAGCAUUGUCCUCUCAUUAGCUCUUAUUGGGUUUGGCCAAGAGAAUCUUGCUGAGCCAGUGAUAGAGCAGCUCUGUCGAGAUCGUGAUGCAAUCAUUCGGUAUGGGGGUAUGUAUGCGAUCGGGUUAGCUUAUGUUGGAACGGCGCACAAUUCUGCAGUCCGGCGUCUCUUACACGUUGCUGUGUCUGAUGUUUCAGAUGAUGUGCGCAGAGCUGCUGUCACGUGUCUUGGGUUGGUCUUGUUUCGCAGUCCGCGUAGAGUACCAACUCUGGUAACAUUAUUAGCGGAGAGCUUCAAUCCUCAUGUUCGCUACGGUGCAUGCCUAGCCAUAGGAAUUUCGUGCGCUGGUACUGGAGAUCCCGAGUCUCUGCUUUUAUUGCAGCCAAUGCUAUCCGACCCUGUCGACUUCGUCCGGCAGGGUUGCUUGCUGUCGCUGUCUCUUAUCCUGAUGCAGCAGUCAGAAUUUAACACGCCGUCAGUCAAAUGGUUUCGCGAAAAGAUAGCUAAAAUGGUUAAAGACAAAUAUCCUUCCGCAUUGACCAAACUUGCGGCAAAAAUGUUGCCUGUCAAAUUUCCAACUGACGCAACAUUGUCGGGGAUGUAUGUGGGUUCAUGUUCGCUCGCUUGA